AGGCCAGUAUCCUACUUUACGCUUUUUCCCUUCUACCAGUUUCAACGACUUGAUACUUCUGCGAACGCCAGCGCUGUACAAUGUUUCGCCAUCAUUUUUGUUUCGGUAAGAGUAAAAGUGCUUAGACGUAGACCUACCCAAGUGAGUUUAAUAAGAGUAAGUUCACCCCACCACAUGCGACCCACGUUUCCCCCGCUGACCUAGUUCCACAUAGAAAUUAGUUUUAAUGGAACCUCUUCGAUUUCUGUGUCCCACUCCCACAUGACCUCGAUGCGUUCGUCUGCCAUCGCUAUCAGUUCAAACUGAAGAGCGUUUCGCUCCUCAUCCAUCCUGCGUCUGCAGGAGAGCAGCGGGGAGGAGAAGAAGAAGAAACAGGGGAGAAAUCAGGGCCAAUUAUUACAAUGAAGAAUGCCCCCGCCCUCCAAUUUGCAAAAGUUUGUCAUGCAAAGUUUCCAAAUGAAAGCUUUUUCUUUUUGUCUUGCAUAAAAGGAUUGCGACCCUUUCUGAUGCACAUUCUAGGUACGCAAGGUGCCUUGUGCAUAACAGAUCCGGCUGCUGUUGGGCCCCUUCGAAACACAAAUUCGAGCUAUUCAGCAUGGAAAAUUUGUGAUGCUGAGAUAUGCAAGACGGGAAAUGUUUCUAUUGGAAAGGUUUGCAAUACAAAUGCUGCCAAGUGUCGGGUGGGGGCAUUUUUCACUGUAAUACCAAUGAGCACGAGUUUCAAACUCGUGACGGAAUACUUCGUAUCAAAUGCAAAAAUGUCUGGGUCUGGAAGAAUGCAACUUGUCAUGCUAAAUCUGAAGCAUGCAAAAAUCUGUGUUGCGUGACUACCAAAAGUCGUCCAGUUUUGACCAAGUCGGGAGGGAGUUUCUCAUGCAGGAUAGGCAUGGGAGAGAUCGCACAGAAUCUGUCACGCAAGGUCCUGCAUUCCAGACCUCAUGGGUCAUGGAGAAGCUGCAUGACAAAUCGCGCACUCUUCCAGACCCAGACACUUUUGCAUUUGAUACUUCGACCGCGCUUACGAUUUAGAGAAAAGGCGCUUCAAAGGGAAAACCGUGGUCGAACGAAAUGCACAGCGCAGGUUCAUCUACAGCGCCGUGCAAGACUGGUAUCUUAUGAUCUAUGUAUGCUUGGAGAAGCCAUGAUUCUAGGUUGAUAAGGUGUAGAGGUGUAACUGAAUAGGUCUAAGUUUAUCGUCUUGCAUGAAGACCGCCCGGUUAUUCAAUACGUAGUACGUCAUCGCUUCUGCUACAGAAUGUAGCAAAGACAAUGCGUUAAAUUCGUUCCACUUUCCCAGAAACUUAACCGAAAAAUACCAGCGCGGAAGCGGACUUUCAGCAGCUCCAGAGAAAGUAUCAGUUCGAGGAGCUGACGAAAUUCCUAAAAUGCGAAUCCUACAAACGGGGUCUCCUCGCCACGUUGUACGACACGGUGCGCGGCUUUCUCGUUUUACUCGCGUUCCUCGGCGGAUUGUUUCCGAUCGGACUUCUGAGCUUCCUGAGCCGAAUAGUGAUCAACCCCAUCCUCCGGUAUGUUUUCCGCGUUUCCGAGCAACAUAUGCCCUGCUACAAAAUUUUUGCGCCCCUGAUCGGGGAGGCGCUGGCGAGCCUGACGGGGGCAGAAGUAGUCGUCAGCGGGGACGAACAUCUGGCGCACGUAAAGAAGGAACCGGAAAGAUACAUAGGUACAAACAUACGACGUUCGUCAUGAGUAGUUGCGCGGAAACAAAGAACGUUAAGAGAGAAGUAAACAGUUGAUGCGCGAUUCAAAAUCUGCAUGCGAUCGCCUCUUGUUCAACGUAACCAGUGACCGUCAAAUAAACCUUCACAGGGAUGUUUUCUCACGGCGCGAACCUCGACCCGUUUGUCGUGAUGCAGGGCGUGGGCAGCAAGGUGUCUUUCCUGUGGACCUACAAGCAUUCGCUGCUCUACCUGCCUGGCGGGUUGGUUCUCGGGUACGGCAUAUCAAAUGUAAAAAUGUCUGGGUCUGGAAGAUUGCUACAUUUGUCAUGCAUGUCUGACAUGGCUCAAGAAUAUGUGAUGCAUGGGCACAAAGCUGUCCUCUUACCUGUCAUGCAAAAACGCAGUUUUCCAUGCGGAACACGCAACACAUAGGAGCCCAAAAAUUUGUUAUGCUUGGCUCUGUAUUGCAGUGGAACUCCCAUUCACUUUUAGCUUUACAAAUUUCCAGACCCUGACAUUUUUACAUUUGAUACGGCAUCGGACAGGAGGACGGUGCCAUGAAUCGUAGCAACCGGGAGAAGGCGAUCCAGACGUGCGACCGCCUCGCGAAGUCUCCGCUGCCACCGAUGGUAGCCCCGGAGGGGACGCGAAGUAAAACAGGAUUGAUCCUGCCGGAGCUGAAGAAGGGCGUUUUUUACGUCCAGAAGGACAGGAGUGCAAGGAUUGUGCCGAUCGUGGUCAUUGGCAACUACGAACUGUGGCCACCCGGGAGGCCCAUGCCGAAGAUGGGAAGGUAUGGCGUUGCCGUUGACGUGCAGUUCGCCUUCGUGCUAUCGAGUAGAGAAUAAAACUUUCAUAAGGACCCAGUCCGCAAUCUCGAGUGAAGAGCACAACUACGGUCAGAGCAGGAAAAUAUGUGUGACUUUUGUACUAACCUAUCGGCCGCAACGCAACUACAAUUUUUUCCAAUUUUAACAGGGUCCAGAUCUCCAUCCUCCCUCCGAUGGAUGUUCCGGCUGACGAGGCGCAGGAUGUCACCCGGGAGCGCGUCCGGCAAGCCUACAUUAAGGAAUCAGCAAGGGAUUUUGGAGACUUGAACAGAGUCAGCACUCGAUUCCUGCUGAAACACUUUCUGGUGUGGAUACCCUUUUGGCUUUGCUCCCUGUACCUCAUGUUCCUGGCGAUCACGUCUGCAUUAAGCCGCGUGCUCUGAUGAAAGGGGAGAAGCAGAAAACGGAGCAGGGUUUUCCGUGCCGACACCCGGGCAUGAUUGUGAAACUGCAUGGGACAGCACAAGCGAGGUCGUGCAGACUCGUCGUGUUUAAUAUCGGAUCGCCUCCUACCUGACCGAUCUAACGAUUUUCGAAGAAAGAGGCUUGCGACAGGGUUUUGAGACACAUGUAUCGGGAAU
Molecule: messenger RNA, 3093 nt
Organism: Amoebophrya sp. A120
Lineage: Eukaryota; Dinophyceae; Syndiniales; Amoebophryaceae
Source: the annotation of a GenBank genome assembly